AUGAGCUUGCGGACGCGCGGCCUCAUUGGCCAUGGUAACGGCCAAGGCCUCUGGAGCUGCGCGACCAAGGUCUUGGCCGCGGAGGCCUGGGAAUGCAACACCUCGGCCUUGAUGAUCAAGGAUGGCAUCCCGGUGCAGAUGGCUCCAGAGAUCCGCUGCGGUUGCUCCGGCUCGUUUUCGCGCGGGCUCUGGGGCUUCGUGUCGGUGAUUGCGGAGCAGUUUGCCACCUUUUACUGUGAGCUUGGCAUGAUCGCCCCGAUGCUGAUAGGUCUGGCUGGCUUUGCUCUGCACAGCUUCACCUGCUCGCAAGCGGUCGCACACUUCAAUGUGCUCCAAGCGGAGGAGACGCACAGGCACUUGGUGAUGAUUGGGCAGCAGGCCAGGGUUGUCGUGGACGAAGGCGAGCCGGAGACGAACACAUCUAUGAUUGCAUGGAAUGAGGCACGGCGCGAGACUGCGCCGAAACCCCACGCCACGCUCGGUACGAAUCGGAUGUUCAGCGUGUGA
Molecule: messenger RNA, 507 nt
Organism: Symbiodinium natans
Lineage: Eukaryota; Dinophyceae; Suessiales; Symbiodiniaceae
Source: the annotation of a GenBank genome assembly